UCCCCACGGCCUCCCGGGGGCUGCCGCGUGGGCCAGGCCCCCGGAGCUGCCUGCCCUAGGCCGCGGGGGCACCCUGGAUCUGCAUGGGCCCAGAGCUCCCUUCCAGUGCCAGGGCGGGCGAGGAGGCCCAGCUGGAGUCCUGCCAGAGCACAUAUACCCCCUCCUGGCUGACAGUUGCCCAUGGAGCUGAGACGGAGUGGGCUCACCCCAUGGCCUGCGAGUGGCAGCUCCCCCUGCAAUGGUCCUCAACCCCAGCCCAGCGGUUGCAUUCUUGGCGAUGGUCAUGGGAACCCAGACCUUCCAUUUGCAGAAGGGCUCUAUGCACUGGCCCAGCUGCUGCCCCGGCAGAGGACAGAACCCCGCUGAGGAGUGGCUGAAGUGGAACACUGUGCUUAUGCCUCCCCCAGAGGCCACCAGCCUCACCCACCACCCGGAAUUCUGCAAGGCCAGGCAAGACGGACCCCUCCACGGCCGGUCCAUCGCCCCCUGGAGUUACGUGUUGGACAGAGACUUGAACCGGCUCCCCCAGGACCUGUACCACGCACGCUGCCUGUGUCCACACUGCGUCAGCCUCCAGACAGGCUCCGACAUGGACCCCCGGGGAAACUCGGAGCUGCUCUACCACAACCAGACCGUCUUCUACCGGCGGCCGUGCCCUGGGGAGCAGGGCGCCCACGAUGGCUACUGCCUGGAACGCAGGCUCUACCCCGUCUCCUUGGCUUGCGUGUGCGUGCGGCCCCGUGUGAUGGCCUAGCCGUGCCGCCCGUGGCCGGUCCCCGGCUGGACGCUGGAG
Messenger RNA from Hippopotamus amphibius kiboko, 793 nucleotides. RefSeq names its product interleukin 25 (gene IL25). Gene Ontology annotation, cellular component: extracellular region. The transcript is spliced from 4 exons. The coding region runs from base 239 to 754 and encodes 171 amino acids. Gene Ontology annotation, molecular function: cytokine activity. NCBI's taxonomy places the organism in Eukaryota, Metazoa, Chordata, Mammalia, Artiodactyla, Hippopotamidae. The record is from RefSeq and is a predicted model, not a curated record.